AUGGCCAGCAACGGUACCAACGGUGCACACGCGCCCACUCCAGCCUUUGACAGUUCGUCGACCAUUCCUCUGUGGCUGGACGGGAAAGAAGUCACCCUCUCCUCGACCUUCGAUGUGGUCUCGCCGCUCGAUCAGAAGACCCUGUACAAAUGCUCCUCGGCCGACGAAGAGGACGUGCAUAAGGCUAUCGCGUCGGCCGAGAAGGCGUUCACGACGUGGUCCCAGACAAAGCCCAACGUUCGGCGCGACAUCUUCCUCCGGGCGGCUGACGAGUUCAAGAAGCGACGAGACGAGCUGAAGCAUUACAGCUACAGCGAGACGGGUGCCGCCGAGUCCAUGUUUGCAUUUGAACACAAUCUGGCUUACGAGGCGUGCAAGAGCGUCGCCGGCCUCAUCCAGGUCGCCUCGACCUCCACUAUGCCCGUCGUCGGCGAAGAGGGCAGCAGUGCCAUGGUGGUCAAAGAACCGUAUGGCGUGAUUCUGGGGAUUGCGCCGUGGAACGCACCCAACGUCCUGGGCCUUCGUGCGUGCUUGCAACCUCUGGCCAUGGGCAACACCGUUAUCCUCAAGGGCCCCGAAGCGGCUCCAGCGACGUACUGGGCCAUAGCUUCCAUCCUGCACGCGGCAGGCCUGCCCGCGGGCUGUCUGAACACCAUCUACCACCGACCCGCGGACGCGGCGAAAGUGACGUCGGCGCUGAUCUCGCACCGGGCCAUCAAGAAGAUCAACUUCACGGGCUCGACGGCUGUGGGGGCCAUCAUCGCCUCGCAGGCCGGCAAGUACCUCAAGCCGACCGUGAUGGAGCUGGGCGGCAAGGCGCCCUCGAUCGUGUGCGAGGACGCCAACAUUGCCACGGCGGCGCUGCAGUGCGCGCUGGGCGCGUUCCUGCACGCGGGCCAGAUCUGCAUGGCCACGGAGCGCAUCAUCGUGCACGAGAAGGUGGCUGACAAAUUCCGCGAGGCGCUCAGACAGACCAUGGACCAAGUGUUCGCGGCGGACGUGCCGCAGCUGGUGACGGCGGCGCCGGUGGCGAAGAACAAGAAACUGCUGGCCGACGCGCUCUCCAAGGGCGCGACGACGGUGUACGGUGACGCGGCGCACGACGAGCCGUCCGCGACGCGCAUGCGGCCGGUGGUGAUCGAGAACGUGAAUGCCACGAUGGACAUCUACCACACCGAGUCGUUCGGGCCGACGGUGUCGCUGUACGUGGUGGCGGACGACGAGGCGGCGCUGCGCCUGGCCAACGACACCGACUACGGGCUGGCCAGCGCCGUGUUCACCGAGGACCUGCGGCGGGGCCUGCGUCUGGCCCGCGCCAUCGAGUCCGGCGCCGUGCACAUCAACAGCAUGAGCAUCCACGACGAACCGGCCCUGCCCCACGGCGGCGUCAAGCGGAGCGGCUUCGGCCGCUUCAACGGCGUCCCGGGGCUCGAGGAGUGGGUGAGGACCAAGGUCAUUACCUGGAAGGAUUGA
Molecule: messenger RNA, 1473 nt
Organism: Fonsecaea erecta
Lineage: Eukaryota; Fungi; Ascomycota; Eurotiomycetes; Chaetothyriales; Herpotrichiellaceae
Exons: 2
Coding region: 1-1473 (490 amino acids)
Molecular function (GO): succinate-semialdehyde dehydrogenase (NAD+) activity
Source: RefSeq, a predicted model, not a curated record